AUGGUGAGAAUGACGGAGUGCACGGUUGCGUUGGAGGGCAUUGGGACAAUUGAGGGGCUAGGGGUCGUGGAUAGGGAGUGGAUGAGCGUGGUGUGGAGGGUGGUGUUGGAGGGAAUUGGGAACCUGCCCACGAUGGUGUCAUACAACAAGGGCCGCGCCAUCGUGGAAAGCCCGGAAGCUGAGCUGGUGGCCGUGCACUUCGUUGGUCAGGGCGAUUACGAGCGUGCACUGGCGAUCUGGAUCGAUCAGAGUCGGCCAUCUCUGUUCCAAGGCGAGUCUUUGAUUCCUACCUGA
Molecule: messenger RNA, 294 nt
Organism: Cladocopium goreaui
Lineage: Eukaryota; Dinophyceae; Suessiales; Symbiodiniaceae
Source: the annotation of a GenBank genome assembly